AUGGCGAGCUGGGUUUUAUCACAAUGUGGUAUCAAACCUCUCCCCAGAUUCUACCCUAAACCCACAACCUCCUUCUCCUCUAACCCAACACCCACACUCAGAUUCAAUCCACCAACUACACCUCCUUCUUCUCGAAACGGGUCCUUAGCCAGAACCAGGAACUGGGCGUUGAACGUGGCCACGCCAUUAACAACUCUCAAGUCUCCAUCAGAGGAGGAACACACGAAGAGAUUCGACCCAGGCGCGCCUCCUCCGUUCAAUUUGGCUGACAUAAGAGCAGCCAUUCCCAAGCAUUGCUGGGUUAAGAAUCCAUGGAGGUCGAUGAGUUAUGUUGCCAGAGAUGUCGCUGUCGUCUUCGGAUUGGCUGCUGUAGCUGCUUACUUCAACAGUUGGCUUCUCUGGCCUCUCUACUGGUUCGCUCAAGGCACCAUGUUCUGGGCUCUCUUUGUUCUUGGCCAUGACUGUGGACACGGCAGCUUCUCCAAUGAUCAGAGGCUGAACAGUGUGGCUGGUCAUCUUCUUCAUUCCUCAAUUCUUGUCCCUUACCAUGGCUGGAGAAUUAGCCACAGAACUCACCACCAGAACCAUGGACAUGUCGAGAAUGACGAGUCUUGGCAUCCUUUGCCUGAAAGCAUCUACAAGAAUUUGGAGAAAACAACUCAGAUCUUUAGGUUCACAUUGCCUUUCCCAAUGCUUGCGUACCCUUUCUACUUGUGGAGCAGAAGUCCAGGGAAAAAAGGUUCUCAUUAUGAUCCGGACAGUGAUUUGUUUCUUCCGAAAGAGAAGAAGGAUGUCCUGACAUCAACUGCAUGUUGGACUGCAAUGGCUGCCUUGCUUGUUUGUCUCAACUUUGUCAUUGGUCCAAUCCAAAUGCUCAAACUAUAUGGCAUUCCUUACUGGAUAUUUGUAAUGUGGUUGGACUUCGUGACUUACUUGCACCACCAUGGCCAUGAAGACAAGCUCCCUUGGUACCGUGGCAAGGCAUGGAGUUACCUGAGAGGAGGGCUCACAACAUUGGAUCGUGACUACGGAUGGAUCAACAACAUCCACCACGACAUUGGAACUCAUGUCAUACAUCACCUUUUCCCGCAGAUCCCACAUUAUCAUCUUGUAGAAGCAACAGAAGCAGCUAAACCAGUACUAGGAGAGUACUACAGAGAACCGAAAAACUCUGGACCUCUGCCACUUCACUUACUGGGAAGCCUCGUAAAAAGUAUGAAACAAGACCAUUUCGUAAGCGAUAUAGGAGACGUUGUGUACUAUGAGGCUGAUCCAAAACUCAAUGGACAAAGAAGUUGA
Microthlaspi erraticum is the source of this 1299-nucleotide messenger RNA. The record is from the annotation of a GenBank genome assembly. Lineage: Eukaryota; Viridiplantae; Streptophyta; Magnoliopsida; Brassicales; Brassicaceae.